UCUGGUCUGGCCCACCUGGUCCCACCGUCUGCCUCUCCCUUCCUCGAUCCAACACGACUCCGCCGCGCUCCUCUCUCUCUCUCUCUCUCUCCGCACACACUGGUAGCUCUUUCCCGGCUUCUCCACCCCUUCUCCUCCUGCGUUUCCCCGUUCCGCAACAAAAGGAGGGAGAAGAAAUUCAUCUCUUUCCACUUUCCUUCAGGUAAUCCCAUUUCCCCCCUUAAUCGCGUGAUGCAACUGUUUCCCUGUUUGAUGUUGGCGUGUCACUGACUAUGGGGGGCCUAUGGGACUACGCUUCCGAACGUUGCUUCCACUUCUUCCCCUGCCUCUCCGAUCCCGCUCGGAGAUCUGCGCUUUGUUUGAGAGCGGCUCUGGUGGCGUUGCAUCUGAUCUACGUCGGCCUUCUCUUCCUUUUCGAUGGGGAUUUGAUUGACAGAACCAGGCGGCAACCAUGGUACACAGCCUUAUAUUUGCUGUUGUUUGUCGCUACACUGGCUCAAUACUUCUUGACCGCUUGUUCUUCUCCUGGCUACGUACUUGAUGCAAUGAAGGUUGCUAAUGAGAGAGAUGCCUUAUUCAGAAAGGCAACAAUGACAUCAAAACAACCUGCUUCAAGCAAAAAUGGCAGCUUUGUUGUUACUGUGGAAGGCAACCAAGUGGGAAGAAAUCUUCUAGGGAGUAAUGCAACAUCAUGGACAAAGCUGGUAAUGGAGAUGUACCCUCCUGGAUCAUCUGUUAGAUCUUAUACUUGCACUUACUGUAACGUUGUGCAGCCCCCAAGAGCGAAGCAUUGUAAUGAUUGUGACAAAUGCGUUCUUCAGUUUGAUCACCAUUGUUUGUGGCUUGGGACAUGCAUAGGCCAGGCUAACCACUGUCGAUUUUGGUGGUACAUUUGUGAGGAAACAGCAUUGUGCCUUUGGACCUGUAUGUUGUACAUUACAUACCUAAAGAUCAAUAUAUCGAAGGCAUGGUGGAUAGAUGUAAUCAUGAUCGCGCUAUUAGUGACAUUAUCUAUUUCCCUUAUCUUUCUGGUCCUCCUCCUCCUUUUCCAUAGCUAUCUUGUCCUAACGAACCAAACAACAUAUGAACUUGUAAGACGACGGCGCAUCUCAUAUCUAAGGGGAAUUCCUGAAAGAGUGUAUCCAUUCAGUAAAGGAACAUGCAGAAAUCUGUCCAACUUUUGCUGUGAUUGGAGCGGCUUAUACAAGCUAGAACCGCUUCCAACAGCUCAAGAGCUUGAAGAAAAAGCAAAACCUUACACAUGCAUCGAUGUUUUAUGUUGUCGCUGCUGUUGCUGAUAGUUUUGCUCAUUGUUUCGUCCAUCGACAUUAGAAAAUUUUCACCAGCAUAGUAUAUGGUGAUCCUCGUGUAGAAUCGAUUUGUUUGUUCUGUUGACUCUGAGUAGAUGGGUAUCCAAAAUGUGUGUUGGAAAAUUUCCCACACCAAUUUUACUUUGUAUUGCCUUGUUCAGAAACGUUCAACCAUGACAGUUGUGAACUAUUGAUUAAUCCUAAUGACACCAAAGGUUCGACAAA
Rhododendron vialii is the source of this 1535-nucleotide messenger RNA. Its product is annotated as protein S-acyltransferase 10. Gene Ontology annotation, molecular function: protein-cysteine S-palmitoyltransferase activity. NCBI's taxonomy places the organism in Eukaryota, Viridiplantae, Streptophyta, Magnoliopsida, Ericales, Ericaceae. Gene Ontology annotation, cellular component: Golgi apparatus; endoplasmic reticulum. The transcript is spliced from 11 exons. The record is from RefSeq and is a predicted model, not a curated record. Gene Ontology annotation, biological process: protein targeting to membrane; peptidyl-L-cysteine S-palmitoylation. Bases 273 to 1298 code for a protein of 341 amino acids.